AUGGACUGCUGCUGCUCGGCUUCCUGUAGCGUGGUGAGGCCCACAGAACGCCGGGCCGAUGUGUUGUGUGGGCAGUGCGGGUGGUGGAAGUGGUUCUGUCAGAUUCGAGUGGUGCCAGUGUGGAGCUCUUUAGUCACAGAUCCCUCGGUGCAGAAAGUUGGAGGCGGCAGGAAGAAGACGGUCUCCUUUAGCAGCAUGCCCUCUGAGAAGAAGGUGAGCAGCGCGGCGGACUGCUUGGCCUUUAUGCAGGGCGGCUGUGAGCUGAAGAAGAUUCGGCCCAACUCCAGGGUCUACUGUCGCUUCUACACUCUGGAGCCGGACCUCACGUGUCUGCGCUGGGAGCCCUCCAAGAAGGACGGGGACCGGGCCCGGCUGGACGUGUGCAGCAUCAGGGAGGUGCGCACCGGCAAGAGCACGGAGACCUUUAUCCACAACGGGCCGCUGUCCGAGCACCUGGCAGAAGAGGCGGCCUUCUCCAUCAUACACGGGGAUGACUACCAGUCGCUGGACCUGGUCGCGCUGUCAGCAGAUGUGGCCAACAUCUGGGUAACAGGCCUUCGCUACCUAUUGGCUCACCCCUCAGUCAUCGGGGCGUCCGGGGGAGUGUGCACGGGAACACUGGCUGAGGGAAGCCUCUCGGUGGAGGGAAGUCUGGGCAGUAAGAUGCGGAGCGAGUGGCUGUCCACUGAGUUCGCAGCCGUGGAUGAAGACGGAUACGGCAUCGUGUCUGAGGACGUGGCGGUGUCAACCAUCUGUAAACUGUGCCCUGGAAUGAAAGAGGCAAAGGUGCGCUUGCGUUUUAAAGAAAUCCAGCGGAGUAAAGAGAAGCUGACAUCCCAUGUGACGCGUGAGGAGUUUCAGGAAGCCUUCUACGAGCUGUGCACACGCCCUGAUGUGUACUUCCUGUUAGUCCAACUGUCUAAGGACCGUGAAUGUUUGGACCCCCAGGAUCUGAGACUGUUCCUAGAGUCUGAGCAGGGCUUGUCUCUGGCCACCACUGAGGGCUGCUGGGAGCUGCUGAGGCAAUAUGAGCCCUCCGCACAGGGCAAGGAGAGGGGGCUGAUGGGAAUAGAUGGCUUUGCCAGGUAUCUCCAGUCACCCGAGUGUCAACUACUGGACCCUGAACACCAGGGGGUCUGCCAGGACAUGAGCAUGCCUCUGUCACACUACUAUAUCAGCACAUCAUACCGCUCCUACCUCCUGGAUGACCAGGUGCAUGGCAGGGCUGAUCUUGGAGGACUUAUAAAGGCCUUACAGGCUGGAUGUCGUUGCCUGGAGCUGGGUAUCUCAGAUGGCCCAGAAGGGGAGCCCCUUCUCGGGGUCGACUUUGGGCCAGACAUCCCUCGCCAUCAUCACCACCAUCACCAUCAACACGCCCCGGUCACUAUCCGCUCUGCCUUGGAGGUGGUCAACAAAUAUGCCUUUCUGACGUCUCAGUAUCCCCUACUUAUUUAUCUAUGCCAUCGCUGUUCGCCGCCCCAGCAGCGGGUCAUAGCUCAGCACCUUAAAAAAGUGUUUGGGACUCGUUUGUACACCCCAGAGGUCCUCCCUGUCACUCUGGGAGGACGGCCCAUCACUUUGCCCUCUCCUGAGCAGCUGAAGGGACGUAUUCUCAUUGUAGGAAAGAAGCUUCCCUCAGAGCUGGAAGACUCAGAUGGAGACGUGUCAGAGGAGGAUGAGGAAAUAGGAGGAGGCGGGCCUUUAGCCGGCCGCAGAAUGACCAUCCCAGGCGAAGAGGAACUUGGCGUGGUCCUGGUUGUGCCUCCUCCUUCUCAGCCUCGAAAACUACGGUUGCAUAAAGAACUCUCGGACCUGAUGAGCAUUGUUCGGACAGGCAGUCGUAGCUUCUAUGCUCAGAGAGCCACUUUUAAACUUGCACAGCAGCAGUCGCCACCCAGCAGCCCCUGCUCUCCUGGCACGCCACUGCCCCCUGAGCCUACGUGCUGGACUCUGUGCUCUCUGGGUGAAGGUGAGGCCGGGCGUCUGAGCAGCGAGAGCCCAGAGGACCUGGUCAUGUUCACUAAACGCACCCUGACCAGAGUGCGCCCCAGCUCUGUGCGGCUAGACUCCAGUAACCCCAACCCCCAGGGCUACUGGAAGGGUGGGGUGCAGCUGGUGGCCUUAAACCAGCAGACGCCUGGUGCCAUGCUGGACCUUCACCGCGGACGCUUCUCUCAGAAUGGAGGCUGUGGGUUUGUCCUCAGACCUGCUGUGAUGAGAGAUGAAGUGUCGUACUUCAGUGCCCACACACAAGGCUGUGUCCCUGGAGUGCCGCCUCAGACGCUCCGCAUUAAGGUUAUUAGUGCCCAUAACCUCCCUAAGCCCCAGGGGUCGGGUGCGAAGGGGGAGGUCAUAGAUCCUUAUGUGGUCCUGGAGCUUCACGGGGUUCCGGCAGACUGUGCCGAACAAAGGACACGCACCGCGGCUCAAAACCAAGACGACCCACUGUUUGACGAGACCUUUGAGUUCCAGGUGAACAUGCCAGAGCUUGCCUUACUGCGUUUUGUCGUAUUGGACGAUGAUUACAUCGGGGACGACUUCAUUGGCCAGUACACGGUGGCCUUUGAGUGCCUUCAGCCUGGAUACCGUAACGUGCCGCUGCUGGGUUUGGUGGGAGAACCGUUGCCUCACAGCAGUCUGUUUGUGCAUGUGGCCGUCACAAACAGGCGUGGAGGGGGCAAGGCGCAGCGCAGGGGGCUGUCUGUGAGGAGAGUGGCCCGCAGAGGGAGGGAGUACGUCACGCUCAGGCACACGGGCAUCAAGGUCCUGGACGAGGCCUUCAAACCAGCCGGCAGCCUUCUCAAGGAGGCCGCCGAUCUGCGGGAGGAGGCACAGAGCGCCACAGCCAGUUUCAAAGAGCAGUGUGGGCUCCCUCCAGUGGCCAAACUGAAGCAAUGCAUUCAGAGUCUGUCCACUCGGCUACAGACCUCUGAGGGCACCAUGGGGGCGUGCAUGGUGCUGAGGGAGGGAUACCCCUGUCUAGAACCCCAGACCAACCUCACCGAGCCCACCAAGAAGCUGCUGUCUGCCUACGAUACGAUGAUCGCGGCUCAGAAGCAGCUGAUUGAAGGCGCGGACAGUCUCCAGGACAGAGUGGCUCAGGUUCAGAAAGAAGGAAUGGACUUCCACGAAGAUCUUCCUCGUCUCGGGGAGAAAGACGGAUUAAAGGGACGCAAGUUGAAUAAGGCUGUGGAGAGCUUCACCUGGAACAUCACAGUGCUCAAGGGUCAGUGUGAUCUGCUGCGUGGGGCAAAGAUGGACUCUCUGGACGCCCUGAGGCAGCUGGCCUUGGCCUGUGAAGCCUGUGGCCUCACCUCCUCCUCGGCUUCAUCCAAUUCCUCCGUCUCCACCGCCGAGCUCCACUACUCCUCCUACUCACAGUCCAGGCGCCGGAGCAGCACUUACGGGAACGGGCGAAUCUGA
Messenger RNA from Knipowitschia caucasica, 3423 nucleotides. NCBI's taxonomy places the organism in Eukaryota, Metazoa, Chordata, Actinopteri, Gobiiformes, Gobiidae. The record is from the annotation of a GenBank genome assembly.